Molecule: messenger RNA, 840 nt
Organism: Asparagus officinalis (garden asparagus)
Lineage: Eukaryota; Viridiplantae; Streptophyta; Magnoliopsida; Asparagales; Asparagaceae
Product: protein UNUSUAL FLORAL ORGANS-like
Source: RefSeq, a predicted model, not a curated record
AUGCUAAUAAAUGAGCUAAUUGAAGCGGCCCCUCGGCCUCCUCCUCCGGCGUCCUUCCUCUUCCUCUCCCCUCCGGGCCCCCAAGUCCGUCACCCUCCUCAACCCCCUCCCGGCCUGGCGGUCUCCCUCCCCCCCUCGCCGCGCCCCCGCCUGCUGCCGUCGCCCGGCCUGUCCGACCCCACCUCCCUGACCGUCCUCCUCGCCGGCGACGACAUGGUCUCCCCCUUCUCCGUCAAGAACCUCUCCUCCGAGCUGUUCCUCGCCGACGCCCAGUCCGGCGUGCUGUCGCCCUGGUCCCUCCUCAGCCCUCCUCGCCUCUGCUCCUCCACCCCCACUCCCCAUGGCCUCCCUCCGCUCCGGCGCCUCUUCUACUCCCUGACCUCCUCCCCCUGCGUCCUCGCCUUCGACGUCGCCACCAACGCCUGGACCAAGAUCCAGCGCCCGAUGCGGCCGGUUCCUCCGCUCCCGAGCCUGACCGUCCUCGACCAGAAGCUGGUCAUGGUGGCGGCGGUGGAGAAGAGGAGGCUGGCGGUGCCGAGGAGCGUUAGGGUCUGGGAGCUGCAGCAGCAGGCGACGAGGGGGAGGGUGGGUCGAGGCCGAGAGGAUGCCGGCGAGUUCCACAGGCAGUUCGAGGAGGCGAGGCGGGGGAGGGGGUUCGAGUGCGGUCGGCAGCGGGGGGUCCUGGCGGUGACGGUGGGCCGGGGUCGGCGGACGUGGGGCGCUGUUCUUUCCGGCGGAGGAUGGACGUGGCCCCCCGGUGCCCGUCGUCGUCGUCGGCGGCGGGGGGCUGAGGGGGCUGGCGUACGAGCCGAGGCUGGCCACGCGCGCUGGGCUGAUUGA